Messenger RNA from Symsagittifera roscoffensis, 561 nucleotides. RefSeq lists its product as uncharacterized. The record is from RefSeq and is a predicted model, not a curated record. The transcript has a single exon. Bases 1 to 561 code for a protein of 186 amino acids. Lineage: Eukaryota; Metazoa; Xenacoelomorpha; Acoela; Convolutidae.
AUGACUAUCACCUUGUCAAGCAGCAUCACCAUCACCAUCAACAUCACCAUCAUCAUCACCAUCACCAUCAUCAUCACGAUAACCAUCAUCAUCACCAUCAUCAUCACUAUCUUCUUAUUCAACACCAUCACCAUAACCAACACUAUCACUAUCACCAUAUCAAAGAACAUCACCAUCUCAAUCACCCUAUCCGACACCAUCACGAUCGCCAUCAACAUAAUCCUCGCCAUGACAAACUUCUUAUCGAACACCAUCAUCCUCACCAUCACCAUCAAUAUCACCUUAUCCAACACAAUCAUCAUCAAAUUCGCUAUCACUACCACCAUAAAUAUCACCAUCACCAUCAAUAUCACCUUAUCCAACACAAUCAUCAUCAAAUUCGCUAUCACUACCACCAUAAAUAUCACCAUCACCAUCACUAUCAUCUUAUCCAACACCAUCACCAUCACCACCACCAUCACCAUCACCAACAUCAUCACCAUCACCACCACCAUAAUAAUCACCAUCACCAACACUAUCGACUUAUCCAACCCCAUCACCAUCACGAUCACGUCACCAUGA